AACAGCAACAACAACAAUAAUAAUAAUAUGAAGAGCAGUAGUAGCUAGCAAAAGUAGUGGUAGACGACAACGAUUAUUUCGUUGCCAGUCACAGUCGAUAGAUAUGUGAGCUAACGAUCGUUACGUUACGUAUCUCCUCUCUCUCUAGUUAAAAAUCUUAAGAACAAAAAAAAAACAACUCAUAAUCGCAAAAUCGGUAAAGAUCGGCUAACUGAUUUAGUAACGUUUGGAAUAUUUUCAAAAAAUAAAAUAAAAAUUAAAAAUAAUCUAAUAUUUAUGUUUAAAAACCGUUUGUAAAUAAUUACAAAUUAAAUAAAUAAUAACGUGUGUUGUUUACAAAAAUAUAUAAUUAAAUUUAAAGCAAAAAUCUAGUCUCAAUGUACAAAAUAAUCUGAUUCAAAAUCUUCGUCUACGUUUUUUAAUAUAUAUACAUAUUCUAUAUAAUAAAUUUAUACAAACUACUAAAUAAUUACAAUACAAACCUACAAGACAUUUCUAUUAAACCAAAAAAUAAAAAAACACAAAAACAAUUUAAAAAAAUGAAUUAAAUUUAAAUGAAAUAAGCUAAAUCAUCAGUUUUUAACCAAUAAACAAAAACAAAAUUUUAAUAAUAUUUGAACAAAAAGAUGCCUUUAUAUUGUACUUAAUAAUUUUAAAGUUGGAAACCUGGAAUUGCUCAAUUAAAGUUUAAAAGUUUGACAACGUAUGUACGGCCAUAUCAUCAUCAUCGUCAUCAACAUCAUUAUUAUCGUCGACACUCACCAUUUUAAUCAACGUCAGUCAACAGCCAGCACAUCAACCGUUAAACAGUAAUCGACUAAAAUAACAAUAACAAACCAACAAACCAACCAACAACGUUAGAGCAGCUUAAAUGUAUGAAUACGAGAGAGAUUCUUAUAUUUUCAAGACGAGGAUUUAACUUUUGAAACAUUAAAACACAGAAGAUUAUUAACUAAUUAACCGAAACUACUGCUCGAGAACGUCAAAUUCAUUCAAUUCUAAUGCAGAAUACACAAAUUUGUGCAUCGAUCGAUGAUCGAUCGUCAUCCACCUCAUUGAAAAUGGAAACUCGAACUCCCACCAGUGUCUAUCACCAUCAUCGUGCUCCACGCACUCCUGAAAGUUAUUUCAAUGUACCCGAAUCAAUAGCUCUGCUAAAUAUCGUCAAAUCGGAACGAAUACAAAGUGCAUUUCAAUCGAAUCGUAAAAAUCAUGCCAGCGUUUGGGAAAUGGUUGCCGAAGUACUCAAUCGUUAUAGUGCACGAAAGCGAUCGGCGAAACAGUGUUGCAAUCGUUAUGAGAAUCUCAAGAAAAUCUAUACACAACUGAAAAAGAAUCCAGAACGACAUGUAAGACGCAACUGGCCCUACAUGUUUCUGUUCAAAGAGAUUGAGGAACAGAGAGGUGAAUGUUGGGGUUCGAAUAGCAAGCGAAUGGCUUUAAUAGCUAAAAAUCAAAAUGAAUUGUCGUACUAUCAUCGAAGGCGACAGGCAGCUGAAUUCGGAGCGCUGCUGGAUAAGCAAACACAAGCUGCUGUUGUGGCUCAACACAAUUUAUUGCAAAGUUUAGCCGCAGUCCAUUCCAAUGAUUCGAAUAGCAAUUGUAAGCUGGAGCGUUUUCUGCCCAAUCAUUUUGUCGAGGCUCAACUGGGCAAUGACACCAGUAACACAAAUGGUGCCGACGGCGUCUAUGAUGACUCGUCACCACUGCCUUUACAAGCGGCGCGUAAAGAGGAAAUACACGAUAUAGCCGAUGAUCUACCAGAUGCUGCUGCAGCCGCAGCAGCUGCCGCCCACAAUUUAUUACAAGCCCAUGUCAAUGGUGUAACGGCGGUUAAUGCGAAUGAACUAAAAGAGUCUCUGGCUCAAGAAUACGAAAAAGACUGCAAUGGUGCUCUCAACCUACAGACCAGUGACAACAAUAAUGUCUCAAUGAAUUUUUCAAACUCUUCUAGAUCUGAACCAAUGUCGGAUGGUGAAUUCAAUCCAGAUGAUAUUCAGCUAAUGCAAACAAAUUAUAAUGGGUCUCAAAACUACUACUCAAAUAAUAUGGAUCACAAUAUUUUACAUCCCGAUGUCAUAGUCGAUACAGACAAUCUAUCCGAAUGCAGUAGUGGCGGAGGCUCCCCGAAAUGCAAACGAAAGUUAUCAACUUCAACCGAUGGUGACAGCACGAACUAUGAAUUGAUCGAAUAUUUAAAGAGACGUGAAAAACGUGACGAGGAACUGCUAAGACGGAUGGAUGCUCGAGAGGAGAGACUGGUUAGUUUGCUGGAAAGAACCGUGGUCGCCAUAGAGGCUUUGGUGCAACAAAAAUGCACCCAUAACACAACAACGACCGAUAAAAUCGAUGUUGUGACAACACCUAUAAAGAUCUGCAAUGGAAAUGCUACACAUGCUGAGACUAAAGCAGCUGCCGCUGUUACAGAUGCAGUCACAUCAGAUGAAAGUAGUGAGAAAAUUGAUUGAUCGAAUAAAUCAAACCAAAAAUAUUAAUACUCAAAAUGACUAAAAUAGAACCAAAGAUUAAGGAGUUUUUACGAGAUUUUUUUUUAUACCUACACACGAGUAUACUCGUUAUAAUUUAGAUUUUAAGUUGUAAUUCUACCAAAAAACCAAAAACAAAAAGAAAACUGUGUGCCAAAAAUUUACUUAAUUAUUUAUAGCUUUUAUUAUUUUUUUAAUUUGUUUAACUACUUUUACUUAAGUUCUCUCAAUUGUGUUGUCAUAAAACGCGUACUUUGUAAUCUGAUUAGUUUAAGUUUUAAUAUAUUAUUUACUUAUUUUAGUACAUAUGUGUAAUACUCUCUAUGUAAGUGCCUUAAAAGAACAACCCACAAAUAUUUAUAAACAUAAAUCCAAUAUUCAAAACAGAUAAAAUAAAUUUCAUAUUUACUUUUUUUAUACAAAAA
Calliphora vicina (urban bluebottle blowfly) is the source of this 2911-nucleotide messenger RNA. It is a transcript of the gene meso18E, whose product is annotated as meso18E. The record is from RefSeq and is a predicted model, not a curated record. The coding region runs from base 1002 to 2468 and encodes 488 amino acids. NCBI's taxonomy places the organism in Eukaryota, Metazoa, Arthropoda, Insecta, Diptera, Calliphoridae. The transcript is spliced from 5 exons.